AUGAAUGCCCUGAACAUCCAGCUGACCCAGAUGUGCACGAUGUGUACAAGGCCUCCAGACACCAGGCAGAGAGGGCAUUCUAGGAAAGAAGUAAUGUCUGGGAGAAGGAACCUCCACAUUGCCAGACACAGUGAGAGUCCUUGGAACACAGGCCCUCAGACCAUGAGCUCUCUAACCCAGCUCAGCAGUGGAAACACUAACGCCCCAGACACCUGGCUGACCAGGAGGCCACAGAACACCAACACUCGAACACAGCAGAAUAUAGAGAAAUUCAGUCCCCAGAAGAGAGCACCCACCAUUAAUCCAAAGACUGGGAGCCCUCUGAAUCCAUUUGACACUGGGCAGAGUCAUAUAGACACGGGGCCUGCACCUGGGCAGCAGGCUCACCCUAUGCCCGUGGACCUGGAGACUACCAACCCAGCUCAGCACAUUGCCAAGAACUCACCUGGACAAUGUAAUCACCAUGUGUCUUUAGACCUGGAGACCUGUUCCACAGUUCUGCAUUUGGCCAAGAAUUUACCUGGUGCUUUCACGUCUUCAUCCCCACCGCGGGUUUCCGCAGUUCAUUGGCAUGCCAUCAUAUGGCCCCCUCCCAUGCAGAUCCCGACGGAGGCGGCUUGUUCUAAAGCCGAUGCAGUAUGGGGCUCUGCACACAUUUUCCAGCAGAACCCGUACCCAGGCAUCGCCACCAGAGAACGACUGUCCCAAGAGCUAGACAUUCCACAAUCCAGGAUCCAGGUGUGGUUCCAGAACCAGUGCACGAGACAGCUAAGGCAGAGCCAAUUGGGGUCUGCCAAAUCCCAAGGGGAAGGGCCACCACAUGGACAGGAACAGCCUCCAGCUUGGACUCAAGUUAACUCCCCAGCAUACAAAACGGGUCUCUUCUUGAGCUUCUCCUAG
This is a messenger RNA of Odobenus rosmarus divergens (Pacific walrus), 900 nucleotides long. RefSeq lists its product as uncharacterized. The transcript has 5 exons. The record is from RefSeq and is a predicted model, not a curated record. Bases 1 to 900 code for a protein of 299 amino acids. NCBI's taxonomy places the organism in Eukaryota, Metazoa, Chordata, Mammalia, Carnivora, Odobenidae.